AUUAGCUCCCCGCCCUGUGAGCGACAUGCUGAACUGUUCCAGGGUUUAAAAAGGCCUUCUUGACGCAGACAGCACCAGAACAUUUGGGCCCACUGAUGAAUGGAGAGGGUCAAAACAAAACACUCGAUCUAAUCUCACUGUCUUUCUAAAAACCACAGCCGGAGCCUCCACGCCACGCUACACAGGGUGACCUCCUCCAGCAGCCAGGAGUGGGCCUGAUCCAAGAGGGAACCCGACCCCGAGCUGAGCAGGAAGACAAGCGAUCAUGCCUCACAGCUGAGACGACCUCGUUGGACCGAGCUGGACACAAACGCCCCCGAGGCAAGAUGCUGGCUCAAAUCCUGGAGGACAUGUGGGUGGAACCAGAGGUGCUGGAAGCCCUCAGUGAGGAGCAGAAGAGGAUCCUCUUCCUGAAGAUGAGGGAGGAACAGGUACGCCGCUGGAGAGAGCGGGAGGAGAAGGAGGGGAGAGAAGGACAAGACAACGCCAGACCCGAGAAAGUUUCCACUAAGCGUGUGACGUGGCUUACUGGUCGGGAUGGCGACGUGAGUGUGAGCAUCAUUGGAGAGGUGGAUGAGUUCAAGUCCUCCAAACUCCUCCAGAACUUCAACAACAGAGUCCACCCUGAUAGUAUGAAUGGCAUCCAGACGGUGGACCUGCUGCCAGGAAGAGAGCCCCGGCAGCUCAGCUUCAAAGACGACAUCAAGCUGCCCGUCACAGAUGUUAAUGAAGACUCGGCUUCACCGAACGAGCAGUCGUCUGAGGAGGACAUGGACUCCUGCAGCACCGACGACAACCAGAAGGACCCCGGUGAGGACAGCGACAGCGAGUCGAGCAGCGGCUCGGACAGCAUUAGCGACCGCAACCUCGUCUACAGGCCCCAUUUUUGUAGCCAUGGCAACCAGCCGCUCAAAGCCCAGCUGUCAGGCACAGAGAGGGCUAGCCUUCAGGACAGAGAAGCCGUUUGUCACAGAGAGACGUCAGAAAGCCGAGGCCGUGUGGCGCAGCUCAAGAAGGCGUUCGCAGAAGAGCCUCACAAGAGAUCACCUCCCUCCAACAAACCGCCCGUACCUGCCAAACCUGCUCAUCUGCAGAAAAGAAGCCAACACUGA
Nematolebias whitei (Rio pearlfish) is the source of this 1112-nucleotide messenger RNA. RefSeq lists its product as uncharacterized. Lineage: Eukaryota; Metazoa; Chordata; Actinopteri; Cyprinodontiformes; Rivulidae. Gene Ontology annotation, cellular component: cytoplasm. The record is from RefSeq and is a predicted model, not a curated record. The coding region runs from base 327 to 1112 and encodes 261 amino acids. The transcript is spliced from 5 exons.